Messenger RNA from Nicotiana tabacum (common tobacco), 929 nucleotides. RefSeq names its product protein NETWORKED 3C-like. Gene Ontology annotation, molecular function: actin binding. NCBI's taxonomy places the organism in Eukaryota, Viridiplantae, Streptophyta, Magnoliopsida, Solanales, Solanaceae. Gene Ontology annotation, cellular component: vacuolar membrane. The record is from RefSeq and is a predicted model, not a curated record.
UAUAUUAAGUCAGAUUGUUUAAAAGCAAAUGGGAGUGGCAAGGGAUAAGCUAUCAUCAUAUUGGUGGUGGUUUAACAGUGACAAAAAUACCACCCAAAACCGGUCGCCGUGGCUUCAAUCAACUCUAGCCGAACUAGAUGAGAAGACUGAGGCAAUGCUCAUGAUCAUUGAGGAAGAUGUAGAUACAUUCGCCCAAAGAGCGGAGAUGUAUUACAAGAAGCGACCACAGCUCAUUAACAUGAUUGAGGAAAUUUAUCAUGCCCAUCGGUUGUUAGCUGAGGGAUAUGAUCAAAUCAAGCAUACAACUGACCCGCGCAUUUUAGCAUCGUGGAAGUCUCCAAUGCCUUUCACAAAAUACUCAGAGGACAAAUUGAUCAACUCUAUGGAGAAAGCCUAUGACAGCUAUUCAGAAUCAUUUGGCCCUGAGUCCGAGUCCUUUGAUCUGUCAGAGAUAGAGGAUCCUGAUAACAACGAAGAAGAAAUCCAAAUCCAAGUAGAGAAGGCGAAAGUGGAAGUAUCAACUGGCCUUAGCCUUAAAACUGAUGAAGUACUGAAACUGAGGGAAGAAAUUGAGAGAUUGAAGGAAGAGAAUAGAAUCCAACAAGAGCUUCUAAUGCAGAAAGAUGAAGAGAAAAGAGAGGCAAUCAGACAGCUUUGUAUAGCUUUGGAUUUUCUGAGGGAGGAAAACAAUAAGCUGAGGAUGAGUGUAGCUACGACCUCUCCGAAAAAAGAAAACUCCAUUGAGCUCAAAGCAUCAAAGAAGGGGUUCUGGAAAAGGCUCUUUAGCUGAACUCCCAGUUCAGAGGCUGCAAUUGUUACUAAGAGCAACUGAUCAAGUACUAGUGAUUUAGCUAGUAUAUGCAGAAAGGCAUACUCAAAGAUUAUACUUCAUUUGUGUAGUAUUAUACCUCAGAAAUUAUUCUUGAUAU